Messenger RNA from Lodderomyces parapsilosis, 2766 nucleotides. RefSeq names its product Spo22p (gene SPO22). NCBI's taxonomy places the organism in Eukaryota, Fungi, Ascomycota, Pichiomycetes, Serinales, Debaryomycetaceae. Gene Ontology annotation, biological process: meiotic cell cycle; regulation of synaptonemal complex assembly. The record is from RefSeq and is a predicted model, not a curated record. The transcript has 4 exons. Bases 1 to 2766 code for a protein of 921 amino acids.
AUGAAACAGCUUGUGUCCAACCUACAAGGCACAGCUGUUAAUUUGAUAAAAACAGGAAGAGAAAUUUACAACACUUUGAAUUCAAAAGAGUACGAAGGAAAUGCUGACUUGUUGAUUCAGAAGAAGAUCGAUUUGAUUACGCCCAUCGCUGAGAAUAUGCAACGAAACGUCACUCAAGAUCCUUCCCUUGUUCAUCUUCCAGACAAUUUGCAGGAACUGAUCGAUUCUGUUGGAUCAGAUAUUUGGAACUUAGGAGGUCACUUGGAUAUAAACAAGGAUACCCUUCAUGGGGUCAAAUACUUUGCUAUAAUCCUACUACUUAUCUAUGAAUCAUUUAACCCAAGUAUUGACAGGUGUUUUUCCAUUUUGGGUUGCUUGAUAAACCUCUUGUCGUCGUCAAUUAGCACGAAUGUGCUUGGUGUUGCAAAAAAAUGUCGAAACUUUGCAGAAACAAUUUUGAAUAGAUUGUUGACGAUUGAUAGAGACUGUGAGCUAGAUAAAGGCAAUAAAAAUCUUGUUGAUGAGUACAACUCUAAAGUGUCACUUUUAAGCUUGAGUUAUGAAGUAGUAUGUGGAGAUUUCGAUGCUGCAAAAAUUUACGAAACAAAGUUGGUUAAUCUUGAUUAUCCGAUACCGUUGGACUUUGUUUUGGAAACAAGCCGUAUUUUGUACAACUCUGCAUUGGAUCUAUUUAACAAGGGAAGCUAUGAAGUUGCCUGUUCUUUGACCACUAUGUCCAUCAAAUCUAUGGAAAAAUCAAUAACGGAAGAGAGCCAAGACAUCGUAAAGACUCGGUAUUUGCAAACCUACAUCUUGUUGAUCAAGUGUUACAAAUAUAUUGACACAAAUGAAUCAAGAGACAGAGCAAUGACAGCAAUGGAGCUUAUCCAGAACCAAUUUCUGAAUAAGUUUGAAGUGUAUGGCUUAUAUUUCGAAGUAUGUGAUACAAAAGACACCGAAAACAUAGAUGAGGUCAUGAUGCGUAUGGUGAUGUCUGUACCAAUGGAGGACAACUUAGAAAACACGUUGAGUUUACUAAAACAAAAUUUACAACACAGUUUCAAAGGAGUCAACAACUGUUUGGAUUAUCUUUUAACAAACCUCCAUUUCAGUGAUAGCCAAGUUGGGCUUUUGGUAGUUACGAAAUUCGUUGUAAACGCAGAAUUAGCUCAAAAAGUGGAGCCACAAUUGAGAAUCAAGGAAUUGGAACUUUUUCUCGAGCUUGCGGAAAGAACUUUGCAGCAUCAGCUAGCCUCGAAUACAAAAAUGAGUGUGCUUGCAUUGCUCUGGAAACAAGGAAUGAGUGCAUACAAGGCGCUUGAUUAUGAUCAAAGCACAUGGUGGUUAGAAUUGUCACUUACUAGGUUGCUUUACAUACUGCCUUCAGAAAGUCAGGAUCGUGGGAAGAUAAUUCGAGCAAUUGAAAACAACCAUCUCCUUUCAAACAAUGCCGAUGCUGUUUUGGAUCUACACAAGAAAUUGGACCAGGAGGACGAAGAUGCAAUGCUUUCUCGAUACAACCUAUUUCGGGCCUAUACUUUGCUAAAAGAUGAAACAAAUGCCACCAUACAAUUUAACAAAUUAGUCGAGGCCAAUACAAAUGUCAACACAAUUUUGGCCAUAGCCGCGUGUAUAAUCGAAGCAACCGACAACUUGCCCAGCAAGUUUAUAAAGAAUGCAUUUUUUCAACUAUUGAACAUACUUUCGUCGAAACAGUUUAACGAAGAGUUUGUUCGGAACUUGAAUUCUUUUGGAAUUAUAUUGCCUAUUUGUUGUAGAUGUGCAAUAUUGAUGUUCUCCAAUGAUAUCGAAAAAAAUGACUUAGAUUUAAAUAACUUGGAGAAUCUUUGCCAAAUAUUGAAAGAAAGUUGCAAUUUUGCCUCCAACACGUCACAUGUCGUGGGACAAAUCUUCAAUGCAAAUGAUUAUGAGUGGUGUGCCAGUAAAGCAUUCAACAUAGCCAUAUUAUGCAAACAAAUCGAUCAGCAUGAGAUUGGCAUUCAGCUUUGUCAAAUUAGCAUUGGAUUUAUUUCGUUGAUCUCUUCCGAUAUCGAAAAAGCAAGAUAUGACAAAAUUGUGAUUUGGAAAGCAAGAGCGUGGAUAUUGACCUUUUUAUUUCUUUGCAAAAAGAACGAAAUUAACGUGGAUGAUUGGAAUUUUGUUAAAAAGCAUAGCGAUGACAUAAUCGAGGAGAUUAAGGAAAUUGAUUCUUCAGUUGAUGUCCGUGAAUGUAUCCAACAGUUGAGCACUUUCAGGUUUCAAGCUGAGUUAACAAUUGGCUCCACUGAGCAACUUGAAAUCAUGAUCCACAGUUGCUCCAUGGAGCCAAAAGUUGUUGUUGAAUUGUACGAAGUGUACGUAAACUUGCUAAUAUUCUCGAAGCGCACGCUUGCCAAACAAGUAAAGCUGAGCUUAUUAUUAUCCAUAAUUAGCUGCACCUUGACAUUUUCCGAUGUCACAUAUUUGUCCAAGCUAGUUGUAUGGAUAAGGCUAUUUAUGGAAAUGAGCGAUGAUCAAUUUGAAUCUGAAAAGGAAAAGGUAGUGCUUCAAUUCUACAAAGUGUACCAAUCCAAUGUUGUCAACGUUGUGGUACCUUCGUUUGAAAUUGAAUGGCUUGCCAGUGUGUCAUGGAAUCACGGAGUAAAGAAGAUAAUGUGGUGUGCGAUAGGAGUAUCAUUUUCGAAGUUUGUUCAUGAAAGAAUGCACAAGCAGGUAUGUAGCUCAUUAAUAAUGAAGAUAGAUUAUUCAGAGGUUAAUAAAAUUUGA